This is a messenger RNA of Amyelois transitella, 713 nucleotides long. Its product is annotated as keratin-associated protein 19-2. Bases 30 to 344 code for a protein of 104 amino acids. The transcript is spliced from 2 exons. NCBI's taxonomy places the organism in Eukaryota, Metazoa, Arthropoda, Insecta, Lepidoptera, Pyralidae. The record is from RefSeq and is a predicted model, not a curated record.
GCGAGACCAGUGGCGCUCGGCUCGGCGACAUGGACGCGAAAAUCUUGUUCAUCACACUUGCGUGUUUGCUGGCGCUGGCGCUCGCCGCGCCCGCAGAGAAUCCUGAUGCCGCGGAGAAAGACCUAGCAGUCGGCGACAAGGAGGACCUCAAGACCGCCGCCUCGCACUGGGGAGGCCACUACGGCGGCUGGGGAGGAUGGGGUUACGGCGGCUACGGCGGCUACGGAGGCCACUACCCCUACUACGGCGGCUGGGGCGGCUGGGGCUGGCCCAGCUACGGCUACGGCUACGGCUACUGGCCCUACGGCGGCUACUACGGCCACGGCUACGGGGGCUGGUGGUAGCCUCAACAGAAACAGUAGAACAUGCCAGUAUUAAUUUAAAGCGACUUCUUAAAGGUUAAUUCGCGGGUUUUUUUUUAUCUUUUUAUUUCACACAGAUAUAGACUGAGAUUAUUCUUCUACUUCGAUAUGAACUGUAUAUAUACUUUGUUUUUAUCAUGAUUUAUUAUAACUCUACUUCUAUUUAUACAAUUUAUUUUUAUCUUUUAAUAUGAGUAAUGUACAAAUCUUUAAAAGUGUGUAUAUUAGUGUAAAAAAUCAUUAAGAAAUAUCAUCACAUCAUUUUCAACUCCAUACUUUUUAUACGUCGAUACGAAUUAACCUCUCGACCAACGAAUACGAGCCUCAAUAUAAAUAUAAGUCUUGCCCUUA